AUUGCACUGCAGUGUACUGCUAUGAACACGCCGUGGACCAUCUACUAAAUCUCGCGAGAGUUGACUAAUCUUGCCCCUCCCACCGCCGUCACUGGUCGCUGCUUCUACAGUUUACUGAGCAUGUGUAUGCGCCGUUAGCAUUUAGAGAUGGCCUCAGACAAGCAAAACGACGCUAAAUUGUCCCCCAUGGAUGAAAACAAAGAAAAUUCCUCGGAUGGAGGACUUGGACUCGAAAUUUUGCAAAUAAUCAAGGAGUCCCAGCAGCAGCAUGGUCUCAGACACGGAGACUACCAGAGAUACCGGGGUUACUGCUCCCGUAGACUGCGGCGUCUGCGCAAGACUCUUGGUUUCAGGAUGGGCAACCGACACAAGUUCAUUGGGAAAAAAAUAACUGUCGAAAUGCUUUCUGACAGCAGGUAUCUGCUGCUGGUUUUGAUGGAGGCCGAGCGUGCGUGGAGCUACGCCAUGCAGCUGAAGCAGGAGGCGAACACUGAGCCACGCAAGCGCUUCCACCUGCUGGCACGACUACGCAAGGCUGCCAAGCACAGCGAGAAACUGGAGAAGCUCUGUGAGAGCCCACGCGUUGAUGCCAAGACCAAACUUGAGGCGCAGGCCUACACUUCAUACCUCACUGGUAUGGUGGAGUUUGAACUGCAGGAGUGGAAGCUUGCCAUGGAGGCCUUCAACAAGUGCAAGACCAUCUAUGAGAAGCUGGCCAGUGCUUUCACAGAGGAGCUGGCUCUUCUGUAUCGCCAGCGUGUGGACGAGAUUUCGCCCAACAUCCGCUACUGUGCUUACAACAUUGGCGACCAGAACGCCAUCAAUGACUUGAUGCAGAUGAGACUGACGGGAGGAGGAGGAGGCAUGAUGGCAGAGAAACUGGAGGCUCUGAUCACUCAGGCAAGAACCAAGCAGGCGGCCACCAUGAGCGAGGUGGAGUGGCGAGGGCGGACGGUGCCUGUGAAGAUCGACAAGGCCCGCAUCUUCCUGUUGGGUCUGGCUGACAAUGAAGCCGCUAUCGCUCAGACGGCUAACGAGGAGACCAAAGAGCAUCUUUAUGAGACGCUGCUGGCCGAGUGCAGAGACACAAUCCAGGCUGUGAGGGAGGAACUCAAGAGCGAGGUGAAGCAGCGAGAGCGGAGCACUGACUGUGACAACAGCAAGGUGUCCAACCUGCAGUUCCUGCACAGUUACCUGAGUUACAUCAAGCUGUGUACGCUGGUGAAGAGGAAUGAGAGCAUGGCCCGUACCCUGCAGGCCAAACUGAAGGAACCCGAUGCGGACGAGAACAAGAGAGGGCCCCGUCCACAGGAUCUCAUUCGCCUCUACGACAUCAUCCUGCAGAGUCUGGCUGAGCUCUCCACCCUGCAGGGCCUGGAGGAUGACCACACCUUCCAGAAGGAGGUGUCCCUCAAGACGCUGGUCUACAAGGCCAACAGGUGUUUCUUCAUAGCUCAGUCGUAUGUGCUGGUGAAGAAGUGGAGUGAGGCAUUAGUGCUCUAUGAGAGGGUUCUGAAAUAUGCCAAGGAGGUCCAGUCUAAGACCAAGAAUCUCAACAACAGCCUCAAGGAUCUCCCUGAUGUCCAGGAGCUCAUUGCUGAGGUCAAUGCUGAGAAAUACUCCCUUCAAGCUGCUGCUAUCUUAGACACCGAUGAGACUGCUGAAGUUCCCUCUCAGACGCAUGUCAAAGACAACACGCCCCUCUGCAACCGCCUGGAGACCUUCCGCCUGGAACCGGCCCUCGUGGGAAAGCAGCCCAAUUUGGUCCAGUUCCCUCCCGACUUCCAGCCAAUUCCCUGCAAGCCCCUGUUCUUUGACCUAGCUCUCAACCAUGUGGCCUUCCCACCGCUGGAUGACAAGGUGGAGCAGAAGGGCAAGGGUGGUCUCACCGGCUACAUCAAGGGUAUCUUUGGCUUUGGCAGCUAAAUCCAACACCCAGGCUUUGGAUUCAACCAAGUCCACCAAAAACAACCAAACCUGGCUCAGUUGUUAGAAUGAUUUUAAAUUACUUUGAUUCUUUUUCUCUGCUGCUGUGGCGCCUAAGUGCAUGAGGGGGGAAGUUUGCAAGAAGGUAUGGAAGGGAUCUGAUUAGCUUGGAGUAGCAAUAUGACCCAAGUUCACCUGCAAGUUCACCUUUAGUACAAACAUCAGGCUGCAUGGGUUCCUAGCAUACGGGCUUCCUCCUUCACCUGAGCUAUGGGGGCGUCAGUCAGUCAGGUUUUACAGGUAACCAUGUCGGUGUCAAAUCAGCAAACAAAACCACUUAGGCAUCAUUAGUAGUGUUUCUUCCUUUUUUUUGUUUUGUCAUGUAAGCGCCUUCAUGUCAUUAUGUCUAGUCUUUUGUGGGCUUUUCUGCAUCUUUUUUUUGCAUAAAAGUGCAGUUUUGUUAUUGCAAAUACUCUAACUUAAAAACAAACCAAGUAGUGCUUAUCGACAUGUAUUCAACAGACGGAAGCUUUCCCAGUUUUUUUAGGUUUCUGCUGGGAUCCAAUUCUUCCCUCCACCACCAUAGUUUUUUUUAAUUUGUCAAUUAAAAACGGGUCAUAAUACACAUGUUGUCCUGUAAGACAAUAGGCACUAAAAGUGCCGUUAUGUUAGAUAAGCGUCCAACUGCUUUGACCCGCCCAGUGCGACCAAGUGCUAGUCGCCAUUUUUAACACCCCUCACUGAAGGGCGUGCUCCUUGUGGGCUGCAUGGUUCCAGCUCUUCACAAUGAAAUCAAUCAAUUAACGUCAUGUCGUCUAUUUUCUGUCUUCAGUGACGUCAUGUCCCUAUAGAAACCUUCAGUGGGAUAUUGUUUGUCAUUAUAUCCACAUCAAAGCUUCUCAUUUCAUUGGAUCCUGAAGGGCCCUUGUUUGCUGGUGAUAGCUGGCUAAACAUGUGCUGGAGGAUCAGUUCAGUCUCACUUGAACUUUUAACUACUUCGCUAACUCAUUUUGGUUUGGAUUGAAGUAUUUCUUUUUUCUUUUCAGUAUUUUCUUUUUUUUAAAUAAAGAUGGAAGUUCUGGUGGUGUUCCAGAUCUUUACUUUGAUUUGGCCUGGAAUAUUAAACGUGAUCAAUAUUUGUUGGAACCAUAAGUGGAAAAAGAAAUUAAUUGACGGAAAUGUAUAAUUUGAGCUAAUUUCCAGACGUAUGAUUAAAAUAGAUUUUCACCAAAGACUGA
Molecule: messenger RNA, 3164 nt
Organism: Gasterosteus aculeatus aculeatus (three-spined stickleback)
Lineage: Eukaryota; Metazoa; Chordata; Actinopteri; Perciformes; Gasterosteidae
Gene: srp68
Product: signal recognition particle 68
Biological process (GO): SRP-dependent cotranslational protein targeting to membrane
Cellular component (GO): signal recognition particle, endoplasmic reticulum targeting
Molecular function (GO): signal recognition particle binding; 7S RNA binding; endoplasmic reticulum signal sequence receptor activity
Source: RefSeq, a predicted model, not a curated record